AAUAUCAAGCAGGAGCUUGUUGUUGAUCAUGUUUGAGGGCAUCACUUUGAGAUGAAAACUUUUGCCAUUUUGGUAAUCAACAAAGGGAUGUCUGGAUCAGGAAGUCUAGGGUGAUUUUUGCAAAGGAGUUUGUUUGGUACAUGCACAGUGCUAUUGAGGAAGAGAGAUCCUAUGUGUACCUGAACAUACUACAUGAAUGUCACACAGCAAGAAGCAGACGUUCAUGUAUGGAGACCAAUUGGACUUUGACCCAUUUACUUCAGAAGCCACUGAGAAACUUGGCACUCUGAGGGAAGUUCCCUUUUUCCGUUUCCUGUGUGUGUUUCAUUUGAAACAUUCCAAGAAGUCGGUUCUUUAUUUGUACUUAAUUGGGAAUUCCCGCUAAACGUGGGGGCUUGCCUUGAACAUUGAGCACUGAUUCAUGCACAUUAGUUGAAGAGCUUUAAUAGAGAUUGGAUCACAAUUCAUUUGACAUUUUUUAGAGCAGUAUUUGUAAAGACGAGCAUCGGUACUCAAAGAGGAUGACACUUGUACAGUUUAGAAAUUAAUGAAAUAUUUUGUGAUGACCGAUAGAAGAAAAAUUUGUCGAAAAACAUCUUGAUUAUCUACAAGAGAGCACUGAUUGAAAUAUCCUAGAGUUAUUUGUGCAGUCCCAGGCACUGGGAACUGUGUAUUGCUCCUUGUGUGUGAAGCAGCAAUUCAUUAACUGAUCUUCAUACAGUUGUACGUGACAUACCAAGUCAAGUUUGGCGAGGGAGACAGGCCAGGAGACAAUUAGUCCUUGGCAUUUUGGGGGUAUAAAACCAGCCCUGAUUUUUGUUUACGCAAUUGUAAAAAAGCCCAAACAUUAACAUGGCAACAGGCACCUCGACAGUAACACAGACGGUGCAGGAGGACACCGAAGAGAAUGUGAUCGAGCAGACAGAGUCUAUCGUCAGGAAUUUCUUUCACCAAAGAUUGACAAUGGACAUGCAGGACCAGACGAGUGAUAUGAAUAUAGCCACGCCCAGGAUACCAGAAUUACAGAACUUCACUUCAGAUCCGUUAAGUCCAACCUCAAGAGUAGGGCGAAGACUAGCUCAGAUAGGAGACCAAAUCGAUGCGCAGUACGAAGGAGAGUUCCGACAGAUGAUUCAGAUGCUUCACAUAACCCCCUCAACGGCCUACCAAGCAUUCGCUGGAGUAGCAAGACGAUUAUUCGUGAAGGGCAUCAACUGGGGGCGCAUUUCGGCCCUGCUCAUGUUCGGCUAUCGCAUCGCCAAAGACGUCAUGACGAGCGUCGGGGAGUUCGUUCACAAGAUCAUCAAGGACUUGGUGCGUUUCAUCAUCUCGGAGAGAAUAGCGACGUGGAUUGCGCAACAAGGAGGAUGGAUUUCGGCGCUGAACUUCAGGAUAGAGAACCCGAGCGUGGGUGUCAUUGCAAUAGCAGGCCUGUCAGCACUAGCUAUCGUGUGUGCGUUUUUAUGGUCAAGAUCUAGGUAGAACACUGUCGAGGUACACGUAGCAGCUUUUUAUUGAAAGGGAUCGGUGUAAUAAUAAAGUUACACUGCAGGGACCUGUUGCCGAAAGACUUGCAAUCAAAGACAACCUCUAAAAAAGUCAAUUGCAACUUUAUUUUGAGCCAAUCGAAUGUGAAUAUUUCGGACUUGCGCUUGAUUAUUUUUAGUUGCGUUUAAACAGAACUCUUUCUGCAUCAGGACCUGGUGAAUGUUGAUGACGCAGAUAGUCUGAUUUUUUUUUUACCGACAGAUUUGCUCUGAGCCAAUCAGAUGCAAUGAUUUGGUUAGCGCUUAAAAAAAUAGUAAAAAUCACUAUUUGUUUUAAGAAUACUCCCGAGGACUGCUCUGAAGCCAAACUAAGAGAGCAUUUCACAAAAAAGCUUGUCAUUGAUUUUUACUGUUGAAUUUACACCAGGCCAAUCACAUGCAAGGAUUUUGGGAACUAUGACAAUAGUCAGUGAUACUUAUGGACUAUCAUGAAAUGCCUAUGAAGACUGCUUUUAAACCAAACUAGGAGAGCAUUUCACAAAGAACCCUGUCAUGUAUUUUUUUUGCUGAUGAAAUUGCUAUUGGCCAAUGAGAUGGAAGGGUUUCAUUGGUUUGUAAUAUAUGUCAUUGCAGUGUAACUUGGUCUGGGUGCUAACCUUUGUGAUAAAGUGUCCUGAGAACAUUGGUUUCUACUCGGGGGUUUUUAAUCUGGGGCCCGUUUCAUUAAUCUUUAAAACUACAGUGAUUUUACCUUCAUGACAACUACUAAGGAAACCUUGAUUGUGAUUGGCUGCGGAGUCCUGUUACCAUGGUAAUUGCCAUCAGAUCAAAGUUAUGAUAGUCGCAAGUCUUUAUGAAAUAUGUCCGUGCAGGCAUGUUUUACAUGCCUGUCAAGCUCUAAACUAUCUUGCGAUUUCUCAGAGCGUCAAAAUUGUGUGUUAGCUCCUUAUUGCACCGAUUCCUUAUAAUGUACUUAUAGUGAUUUUGCCUUGCAAUGCAUUGACUGUAUAUUCUCAUGGAAACAAAAGGCAAUGCACAGGGUCUGUUCACCUUUAUUAACAUCGGUGCGUUCUCAUUGGGUUUUCCUGCUUGCAGGUCUACAUAGCAAGUACAGGAUUUGAAAGGACCCAGGACAACAGGAUGCAAUAACUUUCACGUUUUUAAAACGUUAAGAUUGGCUUGGCUUGAACAAGCCUGGAAAACGAGAGGAACAUGUUAGCCUACCUCCUUGAAAUUAUUCAGACUUCAUGUUGCUUUUCUUUUCCAAAUUAUUUUCGAUAUUUGGUGAACAGAUGGUUUGAAAGUUAUCUUUGUCCUAAACUAUUUAUAUACAUGUAAAAUAGGACUUGUAAAAUAAGUACAUAAAGUCAUAAACUAUGACUGUGAUGUCAAAGAAGUGUAUAUUUCUUACUCGUUGAUUAAACCAAACUAAGUUUGGGAAAGUACUGUAAAAGAAUUAAACAAUUUGUUAUAUUAUGAUGAUGCAUGUGUGAACCAGGUUAUUGUGCGAAUAUUGUCGAUAUCUUGUUCCGGGACAGGAUUAUGUUUUAUGUUUUCUUUCUGUAAUGUUACUUCUUGGAAGUCUUCGGAGUAAUUUUAUUGGAAAAUGACUCUGUCAUAGUGACAUGCUGACGGUGGUUACUGAUUGUCUUCACAGAAAGAGGUUUAUUUUCUUAUUAAAUCUCAAAUGUUUUAUGGCAAAAGGUUUGUUUCAUUGUAAACGCAGAGAAAUAUGCAUUUUGUCGAUUUAACAACAACUUCGAGAAUGAAUUGCCAUAGCAGUAAAGUUAGAUUUUCCCAAAGUUGUUGCAAUAUUUAUAAUAGAAUAAACAAACACAACAGACGAAGGCCAUGUUUUUUGUCUCAGCUGCAUAGCAAAACGAGACUAUAGGCGCUGUUUUCCCGACAGCAGUGGUGUUGUCAACAUUGAAAUCUUAACCAAUGGUUAAGUUUUUUAAAUGUCAUAACUUAGAAAGUAUAUGGAUCUGUUUCAUGAAACAUGGACAUAAAGGUUAUCAGGUAUUACUGAACAUCCUACCUUAGUUUCAGGUCACAUGACCAAGGUCAAAGGUUAUUUAGGGUCCAUGGACUUAGACCACAUUGGGGGCAUUUGAAAUGUCAUCAUAACUUAAGUUCAUGGAUGUAGUUCAUAAAAUUUGGACAUUUCAGGUCACAUGAUCAAGGUGAAAGGUCAUAUAGGGUCAAUGAACUUACUAUUUUGUUAUCACAUGAAUGGUGGUUUUCGUGAAUAAUUAUUCAUCUUAGUUGUUUUUAAAGUCAGCACUGCUGCUAUAUUGAAUGGCAUACAGUAAUGCAGGUGAGACUGCCAGAGGCAUUCCACUUGUUUUAUGUUGGUCAUAUGUACGUGUAAUACUUUUAAGACUAGGGCGGGGGUAAAAAAAUUAGAGUAAGCAAGCCAUCAUUACAAUGUAAAUACAAACGAGACUUCUACAUAAAAACUCUUUAAUAUAUUCAUACAACUCUCCUUUUGUAUUUGUUACGAAAAGAUAAUAUAUAUGGUAUAAUGUUCUUAAGAAAAGAAAACUUACCAAUUUUCAGACUGUAAAUGUAGAAAAUCAAUACAUGUAUUUACAUGGAGAUUGUGGACAUGGACGCAGAACUGCUUGCUCCUGUUUCAUCAAAGUUAUAAUCAAUAACAAAUGACAUAAAUCAAUCAGAAAUUUGUUUGCAGCCAAUUAUAUUGCUAGAUUUCAGUAGCUUGUAACAACUUUUUGUGUACUAAAUUUUGUGAAAUAGUGAUCCCAAGGUUUGUGAUGAACUGUAAAUUGAAAUGAAUGAAUACUUAUGAUUGGUUCUUGGUCCCUGAGAAUCACAUGACUGGGAUUAUGUAUGAAGUGCUAUUUUAGAGCUAAAUAUUAUUAUUAUUUUUUUUUAGAAUAUGAAAAGUUUGAGCCUCCAAAUGAUUGUAAAUUUUUGGUUACAUCGAAUGUAUUUGCUUAUUAAAUGAUUGAAAAUGAUAACAUUUCAUGAAUAUAUGUCAUGUGUGUGAUGGACAUCCUAAAUCUGUCAUUUUCAGAUUUCAUUCGUGAGUACUGGUACUAAAUUGAAACAAUGAUGAAUUUGUCUUCAUAAUUAUUUAAAAAUAUAUAUUUUCGGCUGAAAUUUCAGCUGAAAAAAUUUCCAUUGUUGACUUGCAAGCUGUUAUUGUACAGUUGUUAAGUAAUUUUCCAAAUAUGUUUUUCUUUUCCUCAGAUUAUGAUUUUUCUACUGAGUUAAUGAUAUUUUGUUCAAAUUAAUUUAAUACCACACAUGAAUUUGUUAUGCUGAUUUUUUUUCCUAUGAUGAUCCAUAUUCUUUCAUAUGUUAUUCCUUUAUCUGUGUUUGUUGGUGUAUAUUGGAGCCUUCCUCGUGUGAAAGGAGAACAAUAAAACAGAAGGAUGGGAUUUUUAAAAAGAUAUUUGCCCAAUUCAAAGCAAUUUUUCCCACCAGAUUAUUCAAAAACAUGUUUAUAUACCUCCUCUAUUAAAGUUGAACAGAAUUCUGUGAUCCAUAAAGCCACUUAUUAAUAGGCAAAGUUACCCGUCCCUGUUGCCAUAUAUACUUGAAAUUAACUAGUUGAAAAUAACUGCAUUAAAGGGUAAUUUGGCACAAGUACUAUUUUAGUCACAUUUGACUAGCAGUAUACAUGUAUUCUUGUACAGUUGUCCUUAUUGACUGCUGGAGUCGCACAUUUUAUCUGACAGUUGGCAUGGCGACUGCUUCUCAGCCAAUUAAAAUCGAGGAAAGUUGUCCGAUCUGAAAAGUUAUCGGACAAAAAAAAAGUUGAUGAAAUGCUCCACAGAUCUUGUGAUCUACUGAAGUCUAUUUUUAGAGUGUAUUUCCUUUUGAAUUGUGACUCUGUUUUGAGUCAUUUUGACCACUUUUUAUCCAAACCAACCCCUGAUGAAUGCAGAGUAGCCUGAAUUCAAGAGCUAAGACACAUGCAAUGUUGAUGGGUUAUAUAUAGUUUUAUAUAUGUGUUCAUUAACAAUAUAAUGCGGACACAUUUUGUAGAACUCUCUGAGUCUUACAGCAUCCUACCAUUUCAUUUGAUAAGUGAUAUUAACAGGGCAUUUUGGAUAUUUUGUACAAAACAUACUUUGUUUAUGUCAUAUUGUUUACAAACAAGAAAAUUUGUGAACUUGUUUAUACUAUAGUAUGAUUAACGAGGUUAUGGUUGUUGGAUCAUGUUAAUGCGUGUGGAGAGCGGAUGUGCGGCAUGGAGGAAAUAAAGAAUUAUUGAAAACGUUUACAAGAAA
Messenger RNA from Lytechinus pictus (painted urchin), 5746 nucleotides. Its product is annotated as bcl-2 homologous antagonist/killer-like. Bases 853 to 1482 code for a protein of 209 amino acids. NCBI's taxonomy places the organism in Eukaryota, Metazoa, Echinodermata, Echinoidea, Temnopleuroida, Toxopneustidae. Gene Ontology annotation, cellular component: mitochondrial outer membrane. The record is from RefSeq and is a predicted model, not a curated record. Gene Ontology annotation, biological process: intrinsic apoptotic signaling pathway in response to DNA damage; regulation of apoptotic process; extrinsic apoptotic signaling pathway in absence of ligand. Gene Ontology annotation, molecular function: protein heterodimerization activity; protein homodimerization activity. The transcript is spliced from 5 exons.